Amphiprion ocellaris (clown anemonefish) is the source of this 1934-nucleotide messenger RNA. RefSeq names its product centriolar satellite-associated tubulin polyglutamylase complex regulator 1 (gene cstpp1). The coding region runs from base 149 to 1147 and encodes 332 amino acids. The transcript is spliced from 9 exons. The record is from RefSeq and is a predicted model, not a curated record. NCBI's taxonomy places the organism in Eukaryota, Metazoa, Chordata, Actinopteri, Pomacentridae.
AUCGGUCUGUUUCCAUGGAAUCCCAUUUAGUUUGUUUAGGCUGCAGAAUUAAAAUGUUUAAACUGUGUACAUGCAGUUUAUAGCCACACCGAUAAUUACACAUUUAUAUAGUUUUUAUUAAUGAUAUUCGCAGCGGUAUCCCUCCAGAAUGAACCGCUUCAGUCCCUCCGUUCCCGCUGAAGAAUACCUCGCGGAAAGUAACGUGUUGUUCUACCUGAGCGAUGCUGUGACUCAGCUGCUGGAGCAUAAAGAGGAAUACACUCAGUUCGGGGUGAUCCGCUACUUCGCUGAAUAUUUCAGCAGUGUGAAGAACAGCAACCACGUCCUCUUCAGGGAGUUCAGCUACAUCAGAGCGACUCCUCAUAACAGAGCUUCCUUCCUCAGAGUCUUCUGGAGAUGCUACCGGCAGAUCGGGAAGAGUGGAGAUUUACUGUCCAUGCUGGAGUAUCGGUCUCUGCUGCAGCUGCUGUGUCCAGACUUCCCAGUAGAGAUGGUUCAGAGUGCAGCCCGAAUUGUUCUGAUGGACGACGCCAUCGACUGUCUGAUGUCUUUCUCUGACUUUCUUUAUGCCUUCCAGCUGCAGUUCUACUACCAAGAGUUCCUGGACAGCGUUCUGGUGAUCUACCAGGAUCUGUUAGCGGGUAAAAGUCCGAACACCGUCAUCGUCCCGACGUCCACCUCCAUCGAGCAGCUUCCAUCGGUGGCUGCCGAGGAGAACGACAAGGAGGAGCAGCAGCAGGACGGAGUGGAGCCGAGCGUGUUCUCCCAGUGCAUAGACGACCUGUGUGACCGCUUUAAACACAGCUUCCCCUCCAGGUCGAGUAUGAGGGAAAUCCUGGAGCAAACUGAAAAAGUCUCUUAUUACAGCUUCCUCAUGAGUCUGGCUAAAGACGAGAGCAUCAACCAAACUAUCGGAGCUUUACCCAGUAAAGCAGAGCUGCUCAUCGACCCAGAGAUGGACCAAGAACUGGACAAACUAAUCGCUCAGAUCUCGGUGAGUCCCGGCAGCAACAGCAGUGGCAGCGCUGUCGGAGCCCUGAAGGAGGUUCAGAGGAAAGCUUCCCCCAGGAGGAACUUCCACCACCGCAGGAGGAUGGAGGUGGAGAGCGACGGAUCCACCGAAGAGACCGACUCCUCCGAGAACUGACUUCCUGUCGCUCGUCUUCCAUUCCAGGCCAUAAAUUCAGUUAAAUGUGCCACUAAACAGCAGGUCUGAAGCUUCAUAUCAUCAGUAUUUACAGUUUUACAUCAUUCCAACAGCAUUUACUCUAAACACCACACCUUAGCUAACAGUUAAACUAGUGACGUAGCUGUAGUUCCUGUAAAUUAGCUGCUGCUUAUUACACAAACAGUACCGUAUAGUAAUAAUGUACUCAUAUUUAGCAGUAAAUGCUCGAUUUUUCCUAACAAACUGCACUUUAAAUGACCAUCUGAGGGAUUAGAAGCCAAAUUUAAUUCCUAAAUCUCAUCAAAAUGUCAAAUAUUUUUGUCUUUUGAUCACAAAAGACAAAAAUAUCUGCAGUUUGGUAACAAAUGUUCAGAAUAUCUGCUAGAAAACUAAAUUUUAUCACAGCAACUGACAUUAUUGUUAAAAACAGUCGAAAAUGUGAACUUUCUUGCACGUUUUGAUGGUUAAACGCGUCUUAAAUUACAUUCUACUGUGAUAAAACUAACUGUAAAAGCUGCAGAAAUGCUGUUAUUUCAGCAAAUUAAACCUCACUGAUGGGCUUAUCUUCACACUGUUGCUGGACAUCCUCCUGCUGCUUUAAAUCAAAUGUUAUAUUAUAGGACACGACCACUGGAAGCAUUAACUGUAUAUAUAAUGUGCUAAAAUAUUUAUUACUUUGUGCUGAUGAACAGAAGCUUAUAACUGGUUUAAUGUGUAUGAAGACUCACACUGUGAAUAAUAAAGAUGUAACUGUGAUGAAAGACGG